This is a messenger RNA of Paramuricea clavata, 1226 nucleotides long. Lineage: Eukaryota; Metazoa; Cnidaria; Anthozoa; Malacalcyonacea; Plexauridae. The record is from the annotation of a GenBank genome assembly.
AUUUUCUUGUGGAUCAGAAUGAAAUAACUGAUGAAGAGUCGGAUGAUGAAGAGUCAAUAAGUAGCACAGAUAGUGAAGAAAUCGACGAAAAAGAACUUAUUACAUUUUAUUUUAACCGUGGUUUUAGCUAUAAUGAAAUAAUUCAAUUUCUUGCAAAACAGCAUAAUUUUUCUAUAAGCUAUAGGACACUCUGCAGACGUUUAAAGUCAUAUGGCCUUUACAGGCAGGGAUUCAACGAACAAGUUAAUUCAGAGGACAUCUUAGAGAUAGUGAGACGACGGAUAACUGAAAUUAUAAAUGGACCUGGAUCCUGUGGUGGUUACAGAACAGUCUGGCACACCUUAAAGAUGGAAGGUCUGCAGGUCCCCCGAAUUGUUGUUCAAGAAAUACUAAAAGAGCUAGAUCCAGAGGGAACAGAGCGCAGGAAGGCUCACAGGUUAAAGCGAAGGCAGUAUCAUAAUCCUGGCCCAAACCAUUCAUGGCACAUGGAUGGGUAUGAUAAACUUAAGCCAUUUGGCUUUCCUGUCCAUGGAGCCAUUGAUGGAUUCAGUAGAAAAAUUUUGUGGUUAAACGUGACUCGCUCCAAUAAUUCUCCAGACAAUAUUGCUCAAUACUAUUUAAAUGCUGUAGGUGAAUUUAAUGGGUGUCCAAAAGUAUUAAUAACAGAUAUGGGUACUGAGAAUGGAUUGGCAGCAUCAAUCCAGUGUUAUUUUAGGGAUGAACUUGAAGCUCAUCGCUAUGUGCCAUCGACACGAAAUCAACGCAUAGAAGCGUGGUGGUCAUUUUUUGUCCGAAAUAGGUCAUCAUGGUGGAGGAAUCACUUCAAAGACAUGGAGUCAGAAGGAAUGUUAGAUUGUGCUGCUGAAAUAAGUAUGGAAUGUCUUUGGUAUUGCUUCGCAGAGCUUAUUCAAAAGGACUUAGAUUUUGUAAAAGAGCAUUGGAACUGUCACCGAAUUAGAAAAUCAAGGCAUGAUACAAGAUCAGGGCGUCCCGAUUCUCUUUUCUUCCUACCAGAACAUCAUGGUGCUAUUAAUCUUUUGAGUAUGGUUCCUCAAGAAGAGAUUGACUAUGUUUCCCAGCAUGUAGUGUAUAGAAACAGCCGAAAUGAAUAUCAAGAAUACUUCGACUAUGUAAUGGCAACCUUGGGACUAAACAGACCAACAAAAUGGGAAGAAGCAGACAAUUUGUACUGUCAGCUUAUGGCAAUCGCCGAAAAUGGUGCAUGA